This is a messenger RNA of Erpetoichthys calabaricus (reedfish), 1865 nucleotides long. RefSeq names its product osteomodulin (gene omd). The record is from RefSeq and is a predicted model, not a curated record. The transcript is spliced from 2 exons. Bases 34 to 1269 code for a protein of 411 amino acids. NCBI's taxonomy places the organism in Eukaryota, Metazoa, Chordata, Cladistia, Polypteriformes, Polypteridae. Gene Ontology annotation, molecular function: protein binding.
GAUGUGCUUUCUCCUUUCCACAGGAACUGAAUCAUGAGUGCCCUAAUGAAGUUAUCACUUUGCCUCUUCUUGCUUUUGGCAAAAAUGGUGUGUCAGGAUUAUGAAGAUGAACACACAGCUUACAAUGAACAUGACACCUGGUCAGAUGCAGAAAUUCCUUUUGCUCACCUACCAACUUUUUUCGAUCCAAGUAUCAACAUCUUUGAAUAUGGGGAUCACUACAUCCAGUAUACGAAUGAAUGUGCCAGUGAGUGUUUCUGUCCUCCCACCUAUCCUUAUGCAAUGUAUUGUGACAACAGAAAACUGAAGGUAAUUCCGAAUGUUCCUCAGCACAUACGUCAUUUGUAUAUACAGUUUAAUGACAUUGAAACUUUGAGUGCAAGUGCAUUUGUCAAUGCCACAUCUCUCAGAGAUAUUAAUCUAAGCAACAAUAAAAUAAGGUCCUCACAAGUUGACAGAGGGAUAUUUGCUAAAAUGAAAAACCUUGCACAUCUUCACCUUGAACACAACUACCUGGUGGAUAUUCCAGCACCUUUGCCAAGCAGCCUUCAAAGACUUUUUCUUGGCUUUAAUCAGAUUUCAAAGAUAUCUGCAGAUGCCUUCCAAGACUUAGUCAAUGUUACAAUGUUGGAUCUGUGUGGAAACAAACUCACUGACUUUAAAGGCAAAAUACUACCAAAAAUGAAAAGCCUAAUGCAAAUCAAUCUGUGUCAUAAUAAACUGAAAGCCAUGCCUGAGCUUCCAGCUUCUGUGAUGCAAUUAUCACUGGAGAACAAUUCAAUUUCAUCCAUUCCUGAAGGCUACUUCAAAAAAAUACCAAACCUUAUGUCUCUCAGACUAUCCUACAACAAGUUACAAGAUCUACCUUAUAAUAUCUUCAACCUGUCUAGUUUAAUGGAACUGAACCUUGGCUACAAUCAACUGUCAAAAACGUUCUUUAUCCCAAGAUCCCUGGAACAUCUUUACCUCAAUGAUAACGAAUUUCUUGAUCUGAAUAUUUCUUUGAUGUGCCCAUCAGUGGAUCAUACCAGACCGAACCUACUCACAUACAUUCGUAUUGACCAAAACAAGCUUAGCAAGCCACUUAACAACUUUAUUUACUCAUGCUUUCCUCGAAUUCAGUACAUCUACUAUGGGGAACAGAGGGUCACUCAACAAUUGUUGCCUCAUUCCUUUCAACGUUUUUAUACCUUUACUCAAAUUAUUACAGAAUCAGAGCAAAGUCCAGGAACACAAGAAUAUACCGAAACAGACACAUGGGAUUAUUAAAAAUUGAACUGAACGUGCAGCACAUAAAUGAAUAUAUCAUCAUCCAACUAAAGAAAUACUUGCUUAGCAAAGAUGCCACAACUUGAUAAGUCAUUUAAGAAAUCUUCAGUCUUCAAAUGUCAAAUUUAAAAUUCUAUAUUUUUAUGAAGUAUUAAGCUGUUAGUUUACUACUGCACAAGUUUUUGACAACCUUACAAUCUUUACACUUCAUUACAAUUAUACUAGUUUAACAGAUGUACAGGUUGAGCACAUCCUCAAGGAUUCUGGAACAACAUUUAUGAAGAUAUCAUUUUUAAUUUUAUGAUACAAUACCCGUGAAUUCUUUAUUGACUAACAAUGUUUACUAUUUCUGUCAUUUCCAGCAUCUUAUAAUACAUUAGCUAUAUUGCUGCAUCUUGUUGAAUAGAUUUAUUAGCAGGCUUUAAAAAAAUUGUGCUUUGGCAUCACUGUUAAAUAGCUGGACUAAGAAUUAUAGUCAUGAAUAGAACCAGUUGAAAAGUAUUUUUUUUCAUAGCUGCAUCUUAUUGUGGUCACUGCCGUGAUAUUAUUGUUGCUAACAUGUAAAGGGUAAAAUAAACUAACUUCUUUUUUGUUGA